Glarea lozoyensis ATCC 20868 is the source of this 654-nucleotide messenger RNA. RefSeq names its product Acyl-CoA N-acyltransferases (Nat). Bases 1 to 654 code for a protein of 217 amino acids. The transcript is spliced from 2 exons. NCBI's taxonomy places the organism in Eukaryota, Fungi, Ascomycota, Leotiomycetes, Helotiales, Helotiaceae. Gene Ontology annotation, molecular function: acyltransferase activity, transferring groups other than amino-acyl groups. The record is from RefSeq and is a predicted model, not a curated record.
AUGCCCUUCCACCUCCUUCCCUCCUCUGACACCGACAUGUCCCGCACCUUCGAAAUCAUCAGCACCACAUUCGGCAACCAACACCCCUACAUCGAAGCUGUCUACCCAGCGCACUCAACACCAGAGGGCAGGAAGCGCAGCACCGAACGUCUCCUCGCCGUCAAAAACACUGAUCCGUGUUGUAAUUUCCUGAAAGUCGUGGACACGGCGUCAGGGAAGAUAGUAGCCGUUGCGAAGUGGAAUAUUUAUGAUGAUCAUAUUCCGGAGGAGGCGGAUUUGGAUGGGGACUGGUGGGAGAAUGAGGAGGAGAAGGAGUUUGCGAGGGUGAUGUAUAGAGAGUAUUUGGUGCCUAGACGGAGGGCUAUUGGGGAGUUGAAGGGGAAUGUGAUGUGUCUGGAUCUUUUGACUGUUGAUCCAGAGUAUCAACGACGAGGAGUCGGUCGGAUGUUGGUUCAAUGGGGCACGCUGCUUGCUGAUGAUAUUGGUUUGACGGCUGUGGUGGAGUCGACUGAUCCUGGGAGGGGGCUGUAUGAGAGUGAGGGGUUUGUGUAUGUUGAUACUUUUGAGACGAAGUUUCCUGAGAAGUGGGAGGGGAGGAGGAAACAGAAGUUUCAUUGGAUGGUUAGGCCUUGUAAGGUUGGUAGGACUGAUUGA